Meira miltonrushii is the source of this 4626-nucleotide messenger RNA. Its product is annotated as RabGAP/TBC. Lineage: Eukaryota; Fungi; Basidiomycota; Exobasidiomycetes; Exobasidiales; Brachybasidiaceae. Gene Ontology annotation, molecular function: GTPase activator activity. The transcript has a single exon. Bases 247 to 4554 code for a protein of 1435 amino acids. Gene Ontology annotation, biological process: activation of GTPase activity; intracellular protein transport. The record is from RefSeq and is a predicted model, not a curated record.
GAAAUGAAUUGACACUUUUUAGAUUAAAAUAGUACAGGCGCAAGCAUUCAUUCUUUCUUCAUGAAAGAUUCAUUUCACUUUCCUCCGUCCAUCAAAAACACUAAAACUAGAAUUUGUUGUUGUUGUCAAAUCCAGCACAGCUUUCAUCCUACAUGAUUUCGAUUUGAAAGGGUAGAUCCCAUUCAAACCUCUUUCUUUCGGCAUCUUCUUCUGAUCUUCCUGGCUGUAGAUCUACUCUUUCUCAUCAUGUCGCAAUCACAAGCAAGCCAGCAAUCGCAACGUUUACGUUCAUUUCGUGCUUUAUUAGAUCCAACAGAUCUAUUGCCAGGUCAUAAUAUCGCAGAUGUAUACAGCCUUCGUCAUUUAUGUUUGCAAGCAGGUGGUAUUCCAGACAGAUCCUCUUCUUCAACCGAUGGAUGGCUCAGAGCACAGGCAUGGAGAGUUCUGUUAGGCUAUCUUUCACCAGACAAAGCUCAAUGGACAAAAACUCUGAAUAAAAGAAGAGCGGAAUAUUAUCAAUUCGUUUCCGACUUUUUGCCAAGUGAUGACCAACUUGACCCUAGCAAUGAAGCGUCUUCUUCCUCCGAAAACCGCUCGUCUUUGCCGGGAAAAUUGUCAGAACGAGAUGCACUUCUAGAUCAAAUAUUUCGAGAUUUAGCAAGAUCCCGAAAGAACGCUUUUGCUUUUUAUCGUCAAGAAGUACAACCUAGCACAGACUGUCCGCUAGCUCCUUUGCCAGAAUCCGAUCAACCAAACCUCAAGGCAGUUCCACGACUUGCGCAACGACAUGGCUUAUUACAUAGACUAGAGCAAAUCAACGCUGAUUAUGCAUAUCUGAUCGAACAGGAAAGGGCUAUGGCUGGACAAUCAAAGGGCGAGAAGAUCGAAGUAACAUCCCCUGAAUGUAGACGGCAAGAUUCACUUAUGGCACCAUCUCCAACGACCCCCAUUCGAGAAGACAGGCCUUCUAUCACCUUACAACCUGCCAGUCCAGCUCAAAUGGAAACGCCUUUGUCCGGCCUUCCUAUUGAGACACCACUUAGAGAAGCAAACAUUGAAUCUGGAAAAAGUGCUCGAACGUACACUGAUCGGCACUGGCAUUCUCUCUUGCGCAUCUUGUACAUUUAUGCCUUGCUCAACCCUAGCAUAGGCUACGUACAAGGGAUGAAUGAGGUGCUGUUCAUUGUGCUGUACAUAUUUGGAACGAGCUCUGCUAUGCCCACGCCUAUAUCCGAGGAUGACGAGAACGCAACUUCUUCAUCUGAUGGAGAUAGCGGGGAUCAUGCAGAGGCUGAUGCUUUCUGGUGUUUCUCGGCUCUGGUUGGAGAAGUGCGGGAUUUGUACGACUUCGAUGGAAUCGAUCACGCCAGUGCAAAUCUACGAGUAUCGAAUGACCGACAACAAUCGAAUUUAGCAAAUACACAAAAAGGGUCAAGCGGAAUGGGUUCGCUUCUUAAGCGAUUUAGUCUUAGACUUCGUUGGUUGGACAGUGAAUUGUGGAGGACACUUCAGGAUCACUCUCUCGACCCAAGGUUACCAUACUAUUCAUUCCGAUGGCUGGCGUGUCUGCUUUGCACGGAAUUAUCUUUACCCUCACUUGCUCGUGUGUGGGACGCCCUUCUGGCCGAAUCAAACGAAUCGAAAGGAGCAGAAUCGGAUAAUACGUCACCGAAGAUCGAUUUCUUGAUAGAUAUUUCAUGUGCUCUUUUGAUCAACAUUCGCGGUCAGCUCUUAGAUGCACUCAGCGAUUCAGAUUCGGAAGAAGAGGAUGUCUUUACCCAAGCAAUGAGCAUCCUGCAAACGUAUCCGGAUGACGACAUUGGGCCAAUUUUGGAAAUGGCAAUCUUGUUCCGACAAAGACGUAUGGCCGCUCCCCUGACCGGCGAUGCACCUCCCACGCAAGACGAGGAUCUCAAUUCCAAUUUGCGUGAUAAAGCAUUGAAUGCAUUCCGAGAAUGGCGAUCGCCCUCAGCCUCAUCUCAAAAGAAUGCCGUCACACCCAGAAGAGUGUCUGAUCGUUUAGCUCAAGCGAUGAACACACCAUCUUCAGCUUCUCCCGCAACACGUUUCCAGAAAUACGCGGAAGCUAUACAAACAAGUGAUGCGGCAGCUAGUAUUAGUAAAGCCAGCACAAAUUGGCAAGCGAAAGCUAUGGCUACCUGGUCAGGAUCUAAAAAUGUACAAUCUACUCCUACAAGGGAGGGCAAGAUGCAAAGUGAUGGAACCAACACCUCGUUGUCAGAAAUGGGAUCGAAUUGGUUUCAAAGGCUGCGCGUCGGUAGCGAUGCAAACUCUUCUCCGAAUGCAUUGAAGCCAGACGAAGAGACCAUGCAUCCUUCUUUGCGGUGGUCUACCGUGCCGCCGAAUUUGCCCAUCCCAAACGUUUUGGAUAGCCCGCCAGAGCGACAAGAAUUCAAUUUUACAGGCCGAGUGCCGAGCGGCUUUGUUUCUGUGAAUAGGCUUGCAGCAGCAAACAAUCUUGUUGGUCGCGAGAAUGGUAGCGAAGGGCAUGGUCAUACUCCCACAGCUGGUAAUGGCUCAUCACCUGGCUCGCUUUCUUCCUUUGAUGGUGCCCAUGAUGCUUCUUCAUCAGUUAACGGAAGUCCAGCUGCUGGCAAUUUCAAUAGAUUCGCUCAUCUUCCUUCUCUUCAGCAUGCUGCCGCUGUUGCAGGAGUACGUGGCAGUCCAAAAUCCAGUAGUCAAAAUCAAAAUCACAGUCAAAGUUCGUCAAAUGGGCAUCAUGGAUUGCAGCCUUUGAUGUUACAAAAUGCUGCCAGACCGGCUCGUGAUCAUAGCGCAAAUGGAUCGGUUAAUGGAGAUGAACCUUCCAGUCGAAAAGUGGCAAGCGGUCCUAUGGCAGCUAAUGUGAGCCCACGUGGAAGCGCAUUUGCUUCACGUAGAAGAGGUGAAAAUCAAAGUUACGGAGGCCAUGGUUCACACAGGGACAGCACUUUUACAUCUACGAGCUUCUCAAGCAGUAUGUUUAGAAAUGGUGAAAACGGAGGCAGCCUUGCCGGCAGUCAGACUGGCGAUUCACCUCUUCCAGAUUCUUUCGGAUCAGAGUCUUGGUCUACUUUUGGUCGUGGAACACAUGCCCAAGAAACAGUGCCUCCUUUGCCUGUCAAAGACUACAAACGUCCGGCGGUGGAAGGAUUACCAGCGCUAUCAGGCAGUGCACCUGCUUUCAGCAUGCCAUCAGGUCGUGGCACUGUUGCAGCUUCUGCUUUCGGUCGUCGAGGUAGCAGCGAAAAGCGAGGAGGUGCUUCUACUGAUGAAGGUCCCGCAUUUGGUCAGGUAUCAAGCAGUGCAGAUGUACCUCUUGCUUCAAAGACAACAUUGCAGCGCAAGAAUGUACGUCAAGGAAGUACAUCAACAUCCACAGAUGCAUCUUCUAUCGUCAGAGGAUCUACCGAGAUCGAUGACACUCCUUUGGUGACAGAAGCUUCAAGCAUUGUUCGCAAUAGCACCGAGUCGAGUACUCGUCCUCGUGGUUCUAAACAAUCGAAGACACGUGAUUCAACAAGCUCUUACGAGAAUACAAGAUCUGCUCCUGUUCCCUCAGGAGGUAAUGAAGAAAUAAUGUCUCCUGGGUCGUCCAGUGCUGCGAAAACAUCGUCGUCCUACGAAGUGCAAGCCGAAGAGGCAGGGGCUAUGGCAUCCGUCAAAGGGGUACGUAAAUAUAGUUUAACCGAUGAUGGACCAGCUUCAAACACUUCCUCCAUCUCAGGUGUAGCUCGAAAAGAAUCAAACUCGAGCGCACGUAGAGUUUCUGGCGGUAUUACGAGAAGCAGAAGAGCAUUUUCUGGUAAACGAGAAGCGAGCAAAAGAGGUAGAGGAACAUCCAAUCAAGAAUCACAACAAAACAUGCACGCCAUCUCUGAUUCGAUCACAAAAGAGGCAGAACGAAGUGGCGGUGAAGAAGAAGGAGAGCAACAGCAACAAGAGCCCAAGCUCACAGUCAAUUCACCACCUCCUUCAAAUGAGCCACUUUCGACCCGUCGUUCAGGUCACAGUGCCGGAAAGCUGAGCGUAAGCACUGGUCUUUCGAUCGUCGAAAAAGAUACUUCUGCUACACCUUCGCCUGGACCAGAAGCUGGCAAGAUGUUCGAAGCAGAUGAAUUGUUGAAAAUGUUAGAACAAAAUUCGGGAGGAACUCCUGUGCGAUCACAACAACCUGAAUUGCUAGCUAUACACAAUUUCGAUGAAAAUCAAUUCGUCAGCGCUGAGGAUUUACAUGAAUCUUCCACGAAUGCUGGUGAUUCAGGCGUUGCUAAUGCUUCGAAACAUGACACAAACUUACUCGGACCAAAGUCACAUGGACGGAUCAGUAUCCCAAGCGAUGUAGAUGACUAUGAUCGCGAUAUAAACGGAGGAGAGAGUGGGAACGAAGUGGAUGAGUUUUAUGAUGCAGGUAUCGAGGCAGCACGAACGCCAGAAGAAGCUGAAAAACGCUCUGCUUAUCUUGAAGAUGGCAUUGAGGCAAUCGGUAAUGCUUUGGCAAAUACAGAUUUAGAUCGUGAAGCUGCUUACGGCAAAAAUCACAAAUUUUUGUAAUUAAUCUCUGUUUUAAUUUCGCAUAGUUAUGCAUUAAUGUACUUGACAUCAUCAUCGCGAUCAAUCGUAUAU